Molecule: messenger RNA, 3500 nt
Organism: Trichobilharzia szidati
Lineage: Eukaryota; Metazoa; Platyhelminthes; Trematoda; Strigeidida; Schistosomatidae
Source: the annotation of a GenBank genome assembly
AUGUCGUGUAUCGGAAGACGAGCAAGUUCUGGACGCUUUGCCAGGGACUCUCUAGUCAAUAAUGAUUUAGUUCAUUCAAUUAAUCCCGAAGUUUAUCAGCGCAAAUAUGUUUUCGAAGUUGCUUGGGAAGUGGUCAAUAAGGUUGGUGGAAUAUAUACUGUCAUUCGGACUAAAGCCGCAUCUACGGUUGAAGAACUUGGUGACCGCUAUAUUUUGAUAGGACCUCUGAACGAAGUAUGUAUGAGAACCGAGGUCGAUGUUGCUGAACCAACUAACGAGGCACUGAAACGGACCAUCAAGGCUAUGCGUGAUCAUGAUAUUAAGAUCGUUUUCGGCCGGUGGCUUAUCGAGGGCUAUCCAAAUGUUAUCCUAUUUGAUAUCGGGUCUUCCGCUUGGAGGAUCGAUUCGUGGAAGAAAGAGUUAUGGGAAUCUUGUAAUAUCGGCGUUCCUGUUCACGAUAGUGAGUGUAACGAUGCUGUCAUUUUUGGCGGACUUGUCGCCUGGUUUUUGAAAGAAUUUGCUGAAAAUGCGCAAGAAUUAGAAACGGAUCCCCAACCGCCAAUUAUUGCACAUUUUCAUGAAUGGCUGACAAGCAUUGGCCUAAUAUUUUCACGUACACGUCAUCUGCCAGUCGCUACUGUGUUCACCACUCAUGCAACACUUUUGGGGCGUUACUUGUGUGCAUCUUCCGUCGACUUGUAUAAUCACCUUUCGAAGUUUGAUUUGGACAAGGAAGCUGGUGAUCGAAAUAUUUAUCAUCGUUACUGUCUUGAACGUGCCGGUGUUCACUGUGCGCAUACAUUUACAACAGUUAGUAAAAUUACUGGGUUAGAAAGUAAAUAUCUUUUACGAAGAGAACCAGAUGUCAUCACUCCGAAUGGUCUUAAUGUUAUUAAAUUUGCUGCUCUGCAUGAAUUUCAAAAUCGUCACGCAUUGGCGAAAGAAAAGUUGAAUCAAUUCAUUCAAGGACAUUUCUAUGGGCAUUAUGAUUUUGAUCUUGAUAAGACCUUGUACUUUUUUAUUGCUGGUCGUUAUGAAUUCCAGAACAAGGGUGCUGACAUAUUUAUUGAGUCACUGGCUCGUCUUAAUCAUCACCUAAAACAAGCUCAGACUGAUGUCACUGUUGUCGCAUUUCUCAUCUUUCCGGCCCACACAAAUAGUUUUAAUGUGGAUUCAUUUCGCGCUCAAGCUAUAGUAAAACAAUUACGUGAAACUGUGAACUCAAUUCAAUGUGAAAUGGGGCAUCGCUUGUUUGAAGUAUGCCUUCGUGGACGUAUUCCCCAAGGAACUGAUAUACUUACUCAGGGUGAUAUAUAUCGACUUAAACGUUGUAUAUACGCAACACAACGAAAUAAUUUACCUCCUAUUUGUACACACAAUGUCGUUCAAGAUAAUAUCGAUUUAGUGUUAUGCAAUUUACGCCGAUGCCAGCUAUUUAACGAUCGUCACGAUCGUGUUAAGGUCAUUUUCCACCCGGAGUUUCUGAGUUCUACUAAUCCACUAUUGCCUAUGGAUUAUGAAGAAUUUGUACGGGGCUGCCAUUUAGGUGUAUUUCCUUCCUACUAUGAACCAUGGGGUUAUACACCAGCUGAAUGCACUGUAAUGGGUAUUCCCUCUGUAACCACUAAUCUUUCUGGAUUCGGUUGUUUCAUUGAAGAGCAUGUAGAAGAUCCCAAAUCUUAUGGUAUAUACAUUGUUGAUCGUCGUUAUCAAAGUUGUGAAGAAAGUAUUCAACAGUUAACCAAGUACUUAAUGGAAUUCUGCCAAUACUCACGACGUCAGCGUGUAGUUUUGAGAAAUCGUACUGAACGAUUGAGUGAAUUACUGGAUUGGAAAAAUUUGUCGUCGUAUUAUAGACGUGCUCGGCUAAUGGCUUUGAAAAGUUUUGCUCCUGAAUUAUUCACAGCUAACAACAAUGAUGAUGCAUUAUCUUCUCGUAGUUUCCAUGUCAGUCGACCGUAUUCAGCGCCUGCAUCUCCAUCAAUUUCUGGUCAGUCAACACCGUUGCCAAGUGCUGGUGCCUACAGUUCUGGUCGUAGUAGUCCUACAUCUCAUUUAGAUACUGACGAGGUUGAUGAUGAUACAGAACGCAUUGAAUUAGGUCUUAGAACAAUUGAAAUAGGCGGCGAUAGUGUUACCGCGUAAGAAAAAAAAUUAGAAGAAUAAAUAAAAUAACAUUUCUGUAUGCCUAUUUGAUGUAUACUUCAUAGUUCAUUUUAUUUCUUUUCUGUCAGUUUAUUAACUUUGCAGUAGUAUUUGUGCCAUUUCAUACAAAUAAUAUCCUAUUUACUUUCACUGAACUCAUCAUAAUUUUUCUUUUCUUGGUUAUAUCAUGAGGGAUUUGAUUUCACGCGAAGUUGUAUGAUAAACUUCAUCAUUUUUUUUACACUUUUGAUCUCGAUUAAUAUAUGUACCUUUUUUUCUUCUGGCAUAUGAUCAGGUUCACACACACAACCCUUAUUCUAAAAAUAAAAGUGUAUUAAGUUGUAACUUUAUCAUGAAUACCUUUCAUUCAUUGUUAUCAUAAUCUCAGUCACUUGCGUAUCUUGUAUUGCCGAACCUAGUCGUGAUUUUUUUUAACUUUUGAUUUUAAUUUUAAAUGUCCAUGUAUUUUGAUUUGCUUUUUCUUGUUCUCAUCUCAUGGUUUUGCACUAAUUCUUUACUAUGCAUUGUUUGUCUCUUGCUAAAUGUGAUUCUAUCGAUUUGCUGACUCACACGCACCCCCACAUACAUUGUGAUGAUUUCUUCUUCUUCUUUUACUAAGAUCCCAGUGCAGCAAUUACCGUUGACUCUGUAUUUCCCAUUGAUGAUAGUGCAAUCUCAAUCUACAAUGCCUGUUACUUUUCUCUUUUAUUAGAUAUUCUAUUUUAAUAUUCUUACUUUCUGUUGUUAGUAAUAUAUUAGUAUUUUGUUCUGGAGUUUCAUAGACAAGGAUAUAUUUGAUAAUCAUUAUCUCUAGCUUGGGUUAUCAUACUAAUACUGAUACUGUUGAUAUUGAAACCUUUACAGAAAACACUUGUGUUUGUGGUGUUUCUGCAAUGAUGUGUGUGUGUGUGUGCGUCAUGUAACGAAUUAUCCUAUUCUGUAUUUCUCUAUAUCUUCUACUAGGGAAUCAUUAUUACAUUUUGUUUUCUUUUAACUUAUAUGAAAAACAACUUGUCCAUCUUGUGUUUUUUUGUUUUGUUUUGUUUUCUACAAGAUAUUCUACCAUUAAACCCAUCCGCAUUGCAUGACGUUUCCUUUUUAGAUAUUCGCUGUUUUUUCCAAUCACAAUCUCUUGCUAUUUUGUUGAAUUGUACUUAUCUGUCAUGUAGUCUACAUUUAGAAACAAUAAUAUUUUUUAAGAAAAAAGAAGUGAAUCUGAAAGUAAGUAAGUAAAUAAUAUUCCAUGAUUGAUUGGAAGCUUGGGAUAAUUCAUGUUGUCUGUCAACAUAACCUGGGUUUAGAGCUUUCUAUUGAGUGGGUUUUCGUUUGUAACAUUUGACAUUAUAGUGCAUUUU